CUGAAUUUGUAUCUUGUACUGCUGAGAGCAGAUCCAGUAUUUGCAAAUUACUGCAAAACCAGUCCGUUUUGCUGGAUAGUUUUCGAUGGCUGAUAGAUAGUUAUGUUUCGGUUUCUACAGCACCAGAGUUAUCUCCUUACCAAAUAUCAACUUUUUAUCACAUCUGUAAUUGGUCAAUCUAAUUCAAGCACUUUAAAAGGCUGCUGUCACUUUAAACUUGAUUAUUCGGAUGACUCUUAUUUUCCCGGUAAAAAGAGAGUGAACAGCAAACUUUGGCAACAACAAUUUCCCUGCAACUUAUGUGCAAGUACCCCAUCUAAUAAACAAACCAAACAUGACCCCCUUUGAUUUUAUAGAUACAGAAAUGAUUUUUAUACUUCAAAUCACUGGAACAAGCUCCCUAAGUCUUUACAAGAUUAUUUUGAAGCUGUUGAGCCUCCUGACCUGGCAUGGAUGAUAUCCAAUAAAGAAGAACGUUCAUCAACUAAAAGAAUAAUUCCAUUGUCUCUUCUGGCACUUCAAGUCUGUAAAUACAUACUGUCUUUGACUAGGACUGGUGUUGAUGUGGAUUCUGUAGAAAUACAGUGUAGCAUUACAUCAGCACUGUUUGGAAACUCCUAUAUAUUAAAUCAGCAGAGAAUUAGGUGUGCACCUGACUCUGCCAUAUUGCCUGUAAAUGGCAAUAAAAAUGUUUCUUCAAAUAACAAGAACGGGCAGUGUAUGAAUAUGCAACAUAUUUUUAGGAAACAUGUCAAGCUUAAAAAGCAACAUGAAAUCAGCAAGCUUGGGCAAGUAAUAAAUCUUCUUAGCCAUGCCUGUGUAAGUAGAAAUGUUGUAGAUGUUGGAGCAGGCCUAGGUCAUUUAUCCCGACUCUUGACCUUCCAGUACAGCCUUAAAGUUACAACAAUUGAAGCUGUUGAUGAUCAUGCACCUAAAGCUAAAGCAUAUGACCGAGAACUGAAAGCAGAUGUAUCAAAGAUUGAAAUUAAGAGAAUUAAAGAAAGUUUAUCUAUAAGCAAACCAAUUCAUAAUCUUCGGCUUGAAGAAAAAAAUAGCAUGACAAAUAAAGAACCAACUGAAAGAGAAUUGAAAGAGUUCCCAAAUCAUGUCACAUGUCAAGUGAACCCUGAAAUAGAAGCAUCAAUGUUUUUAGAAGUUAUCAACCAAAGCUGGGGAGGUGGCAACAGUUUUGUUUUGGCUGGGCUACAUGCUUGUGGUGACUUGACCCCAACCAUCCUUCGUGUAUUUACUGAAUGCUCAUCAGCUAAAGGACUGGCUUCUGUUGCAUGCUGCUACAUGAAGUUAUCAUCUCACAGUAACAAUUUAAAAACUGAUGUUUUUCCUAUGAGCCAUUUUGUGAGAAAACUUGCCUACCAUCAGCUGAGUUAUGUUGCUCGAGAACUUGCUUGUCAUUUUUCAGAUGCAUAUCACAGAAGAUUGAAAGAAAACUCACCACAUCUGAAAAUCCAUUCCUACCGGGCAGCACUACAGUUUCUUUUGAAAACUAUAAGCCCUGAAUUUAAAAAUGGGGAAGCCAGAUUUGUCAGCAAAAAAGGUGCCCAGGGAAGCUUUACCCAGUAUGCCUUAGAAAACUUAAAAAAAAUUGGAAUAAAUAGUGACAGAGUACCUUCUGAGUUAAUGCAGCAUUGCAUGUCAUUAACAGAAGGUUGGAGAAGAGUUGUUGCAUUUUACAUACUGCGCUUAAGUUUGGCUCCUAUUGUUGAGUCUUUUAUUUUAUUGGAUAGAGUUAUGUUUUUACAAGAAAAAGGUAUAAACAGUGUAUUAGUCCCCAUUUUUGACUGUGCUGUUUCUCCAAGGAAUUUUGCAUUGUUAGCUAUAAAGAAUGAUUAAUCUUUUAUACUAAAAUAAAUUAUCUGUACACAUUU
This is a messenger RNA of Physella acuta, 1886 nucleotides long. RefSeq names its product methyltransferase-like protein 25B. The record is from RefSeq and is a predicted model, not a curated record. Lineage: Eukaryota; Metazoa; Mollusca; Gastropoda; Physidae.